AUGUCUUCAGAAUCCCCCGCCGACGACCCAACCAACAACACUACUACAGAAGCACCCCGAACUCCUAGGAAGAAACCUUCUAAGCUUGUAGGACAAAAUAAGAACAAUGAAAUUGACAAGGCUCCUCCACCACAAAUAUCUUCCGCUUCGGACAACGAAGACGAAGAACUAGAACCCACCAUCGCAAAACCCAGGAAGGGGAGCCGUCGCAUGGUUCCCGUCCACCAAUCGCGCAUCGCGGACCGGCCCGCGAAAGAAGGUGAAAAGGAUAGUUCACUCAAGAUCAAGAUCGAGCUGGAUCUAGAAGUCGAGGUAGAAUUAUACGCACGAGUCAAGGGUGAUGUGACAAUUGGGCUGAUAUAG
Molecule: messenger RNA, 363 nt
Organism: Alternaria atra
Lineage: Eukaryota; Fungi; Ascomycota; Dothideomycetes; Pleosporales; Pleosporaceae
Exons: 2
Coding region: 1-363 (120 amino acids)
Source: RefSeq, a predicted model, not a curated record